This is a messenger RNA of Marchantia polymorpha subsp. ruderalis, 1817 nucleotides long. The record is from the annotation of a GenBank genome assembly. NCBI's taxonomy places the organism in Eukaryota, Viridiplantae, Streptophyta, Marchantiopsida, Marchantiales, Marchantiaceae.
CGGCAUGGUUCACGAAAAUACAAUGUUUUAUCAUCACAGAUGUCGGACAGGACACCCAUCAACGAAUUCUAAUACUCACUCGAGAAUAUGGAAGUAAUAUGUAAAGUCGGUUUAUGCAUGUUGUCUGAUAGUUAUGUAAUUCAUAUUGUACACAUAACAUCCGUUCUCCACCUGUUUCUCGUGAAAACUUGGACAGAGCAAGAUCAUUCCGCACAUUUUGAGCUACCAAGGAUUAUAUAGCAUAUGAAGACAAUGUGUCUUGAUCCUUUCUUCCAGUCCAGAAAUUGAAGGUGUGGGAAGAAUCCGAAUGCUCCUCCGGCAGCAGCCGUCAUCCCUUCGAUGCAAGCAGGGAGGCUCAUCUCGACUUGAAGAGCAGUUUCACUCUCGUGGCUCCUGAAAAGCCGCUCUGCUGCUGAUGGCCGACAUUGGCAUCUCUCGAGGUCUCUGCGUGAGGGAGGGCGACUCCGAGGUCUUCAAAGCUCGCCAUGUCGGAACGACGAAUGGAGGCGACACAAGACGAGCAUAGCCAUCGUCGUGUAUGAACAUCGUGGGCAUCGUUCUCCAGCCAUGAUUCAGAUGCUUUUGAUCAGGUGCUGGGAUGGACGUAGGUGGCAAAGCUCUGGUGGACGCAAAGGACUUCUUGGAUGAUGUGAAAGAACUGGUGGAAGCCAGAGGAACGAGUGAACUUCUGUCUGCCAACCUCCAGAUGGUGGUCAACAAACUGCAGGCCAGCCUCAAGGAGCUGGAGUGUCGAGAAGUAGGACGAUGGACCCACAACACUCCGCGAGACAACAGCAAAAGGGAGGCGGAGGCAAGUCCGAUGGUGCAGGAAAGUGACGAUCACACUUGGCACUGCUACAUCAGAGACAGCCGCCCUGUACCCUCGAGGACGGGACGAACGAGCUCCCCAUCCUCCAAAGGAAGGUGGAAAUGGAAGUCUGAAAAAAUCAACAUAAUCUCCAAAGCGAAGAAGACACUUUCCACGGCUUGGCGUUGACGACGAGCGAUGUCUGAUUCGUGCCGCACCUUAUUCUGGUGCUGGAGUUUUCAGUGCCCGGAUCGACACCAUUCUUUCAAUAUAUGACGCCACUCCGAUCCCCGAUUUUCAACGAGGACAACUCCUGAUCGAUCGUGGUUGUCAUUCUGGUUUCAGCGUGUUUUUUAUGCACAAUCUCUCGCACAGGCAACAAGACUCUAAUGUCAGCAGAUUUCUUCUAGUGUAGAGAAACGCAUGGUGAACUCUUCCUUCGCUGACAUGUCAGACAAAAUCAAGAAGACAUACACCCAUUAGGGUACCGAGCUCAGAUGUCCCCUUGGCCAUAUCAAUCUCCCGACAUCGACCUCGGGGACUUAGAACGCUUGAACUGAUGAAAGUAGUGGAAAUUUUAAUAAGAAAUCUACGAGUCAAUACAUAAAUGUACACUUUUCUUUGCAUCGAGAAAAUUCCGGACAAUGUCAUAAGAAUGGUUCCCUCUCAUUCAUUCUCUCUUUAAUUUGAACACUGUCGUUUGGCCAGCCGCCCGAGGGCGAGGAAUGAACCUGCGCGCCGGUCAGAUAGGAAAGGGCCACUGCCUUCCAACCACUUCGGCGAGUACACAGAAUCAUAUUCUUCCCGAUACUCACUCAUCACAUAUCGGCACUUCAAGCUCGUCGUAGUCGGCAUCUACAUGUUCGCGACGACGUCAAGAAUGGGUAGCGAAGGGUUUGUAGGUUAGAUUCCGCGCAAAGAUAUGAGCCCGGCUCCUUGUCAUUACAGGAGGUGCUGGACAUUUUUGAGGAAGGUAUCACAGGGUGAUGGUAUUCUUUCCAGGGAUGCG